AUUCAAUUGCCGAUUACGAUUUCUAAAACCCUGCUUGAAAGUUAAAAGCCCUUCGGCAGCAAAGUCUGUUAUCGCUGUUUCCCUCCAAUUUUAAGGGUUCGACCGUUCGAGGGAGAGAGAGAGGGGUUUCAAAAACCCAAUAUAAACGUAUCUUAACUCUUAAGGCGACUUUGCGACAAAUACAGCAAUGGCAGCAUCAUCUUCUUCGACAUCGAGCAGCAGCUACGAUGUCCCAUGGGUGGAGAAGUACAGACCCAACAAAGUAGCCGACGUUGUUGGGAACGAAGAAGCCGUCUCGAGGCUUCAAGUCAUCGCCAGAGAUGGCAACAUGCCACAUCUCAUCUUGUCCGGUCCUCCAGGAACUGGUAAGACGACAAGUAUUCUGGCCCUUGCUCACGAGCUAUUGGGAGCAAACUGCAAGGAGGGUGUGCUAGAGCUUAAUGCAUCUGAUGACAGGGGAAUUGAUGUCGUGAGAAACAAGAUCAAAAUGUUUGCACAGAAGAAAGUAACGCUGCCUCCAGGACGGCACAAAAUAAUAAUUUUGGACGAGGCAGACAGUAUGACAUCUGGAGCACAACAAGCUUUGAGGCGGACAAUGGAAAUUUAUUCAAGCUCCACACGUUUUGCUCUUGCUUGUAAUAUGUCUUCUAAGAUAAUUGAGCCCAUCCAGAGUAGAUGUGCACUUGUUCGUUUUUCUAGAUUAUCAGACCAAGAGAUUCUUGCCCGUCUUAUGGUGGUAGUCGAAGCUGAGAAGGUUCCAUAUGUGCCAGAAGGCCUUGAAGCAAUUAUUUUCACUGCUGAUGGUGAUAUGAGGCAGGCUUUGAAUAACUUGCAGGCCACAUACAGUGGUUUCCGUUUUGUCAAUCAAGAAAAUGUGUUCAAGGUCUGUGACCAGCCUCAUCCCUUGCAUGUGAAGAAUAUGGUCAACAAUGUACUUGAUGGAAAAUUUGAUGAUGCCUGUUUUGGGCUGAAGCAUCUGUAUGAGAUGGGUUAUUCCCCAACUGACAUUAUCACAACCCUUUUCCGGAUAAUUAAGAAUUAUGAUAUGGCUGAGUAUCUAAAACUAGAAUUCCUGAAGGAAACUGGAUUUGCACACAUGAGGAUUUGUGAUGGAGUUGGCUCACUUCUUCAGUUAUCUGGUCUCCUAGCCAAGCUUGCUCUAGUGCGGGAAACUGCUAAAGCCGUGUAAGUUUGACCUGUUCUUAGCUAGAUCUCUUGGACAUUCAAAGAUGUAUAUAUCUGUGAUCAUGGAUUUGGCUUCUAUAUGUAUGUUAUUACGUAUGUUUGGUUUCUGUGCCACCAGCAAAGAUACAAUUGUUGGUCAAAAGCUUGUUUAAACAAGACCCUUCCAAACAUUCAGGAACCGUGAUCAUGUCACAAACCAUACCUGAUAGUCUAAAUCAUGGGAUGGUUAAAGGUGAUAGAAGUUAAUUAAGUGAGCUUAAUCUCAAUGUGACAGAAAGCCAUCAUUUUUACUUGUUU
Macadamia integrifolia is the source of this 1482-nucleotide messenger RNA. RefSeq names its product replication factor C subunit 2-like. The record is from RefSeq and is a predicted model, not a curated record. Gene Ontology annotation, cellular component: DNA replication factor C complex; nucleus. Gene Ontology annotation, biological process: DNA repair; DNA-templated DNA replication. The coding region runs from base 188 to 1189 and encodes 333 amino acids. The transcript has 7 exons. Gene Ontology annotation, molecular function: DNA clamp loader activity; ATP hydrolysis activity; ATP binding. NCBI's taxonomy places the organism in Eukaryota, Viridiplantae, Streptophyta, Magnoliopsida, Proteales, Proteaceae.